ACCCUAUGCUUAUAGAUUUAGGAAAAGAUUACUUAUUCCUGGUGCUGGCACAAAUGACAUAAUCAAUACUUAUAUAUCAACCGUUAAAUGUUUGAGAUUACUGGAUCCUUCUGGUGUGCUAUUAGAAAAAAUUACGGGACCGAUUCGGAAUUACUUGCG
This is a messenger RNA of Racocetra fulgida, 159 nucleotides long. NCBI's taxonomy places the organism in Eukaryota, Fungi, Glomeromycota, Glomeromycetes, Diversisporales, Gigasporaceae. The record is from the annotation of a GenBank genome assembly.